This is a messenger RNA of Nematostella vectensis (starlet sea anemone), 2156 nucleotides long. RefSeq names its product PIH1 domain-containing protein 1. Gene Ontology annotation, biological process: box C/D snoRNP assembly; rRNA processing. Gene Ontology annotation, cellular component: R2TP complex; ribonucleoprotein complex; cytoplasm. The transcript has 4 exons. Bases 27 to 920 code for a protein of 297 amino acids. The record is from RefSeq and is a predicted model, not a curated record. Lineage: Eukaryota; Metazoa; Cnidaria; Anthozoa; Actiniaria; Edwardsiidae.
UUGCAUGAUGGUUAGUAACAUCCAAGAUGGCGGACGAAACACUUCCUGAAAUCGACGAGGCGGAAUUUUACCGAAGCUUGCUGCUAGAACAGGCCAUGAAAACACACCAAGAGGAGGAUAAAGACUUUAUAGAGUUCUUCCCUGAUCAUGGCUUUGUCUUCAAGUCUAAAGUUACCGCCGAUGCAGGAGUGAAAAAAGUAUUCGUCAAUAUCUGCACAUCUGAGCACAUCCCAAAGGCGAAAGACAUCUCUGAGCAAGAGCUCGCUGAAAUCCUCGACUCUGAAGACCCGAUGAGGUACCGUGUUCCACUCAGCCUUGGAGAGCCACACGCCGAGAUGGAUAAAAGUGGCAAUGGUUGCACUGUUUAUGACAUUGUCAUUAACCCAACAUUUUUAAAGAAAGUGCAAGAAAACACAUUUUUCAAAAACUUCUUCCUAACUGUGGUGUUCCAAGGGCUUGAAGAGAAAUAUGGCUUGGAUUUAGACCGAAGUUGGACAAUUUUAAAGAACAAAAAAUAUAUGGGAAAGCCACAAAUGCAUUAUGUUAGAAAGAAAAGCAAACCUGUCAUCAUGGACUUGACAAAUUCUGCGGACAAGGAGGAAAGCAGUAAAUCAACAUCUCAAUUGAUAUCAACCCUGGAGCCAAGCAUACCUCAGCCUAUGUAUAAUAUAUUAACAGAACCAUCUGAUGACAAACCAGAGUUUAUUGUACUUGAAAUAUCUUUACCAGGAUUGAAAUCCAUCAAAGAUACAGCACUAGAUGUUGGCGAAGACAGACUACUAUUACAUGUUGAUCCUAACAGAUACCACCUUGAUCUUGACCUUCCUCAUAAUGUUGACGUUGAGACAUGUGGGGCACAGUUCAAUAAAAAAACAAAGUUGCUUACAGUAACUCUAGCAGUCAAAUUCCAAGAAAGCUGAUAACCUUCCAAGGUGAAUCUCAUCUAACUGUCAUCAGUGGUAUUCAAGUUAAGUUGUUUGUCAGGCAAGUGAGUGACAGCGCACCAUAUGAAAACAAAGACAACAAACAAUAUGCACUAUGGCUGGUAUUUAUUACACUUCCAUGUGAGUCUCCUGAGAUAAAUAAUGACAUGUUAUGAAUAGGGCAUGAACUUUGUGGAUAAAAUGCUGGCUGGUAGGACAAGUCUCAAGUUUCCAGAGGAAGAAUUUUGCACGAAAUAUUAUUUCUCUCAAUUCUCAUUCAAACUUCAUGUUAUCAGCUUCAUUCAAAGGAAAAAAUACUUGAAUAGGGUCACACUUUUCUUAUCAUUGUAUCCUUUUUGUAUUAUAUCCUUUUUACUUUAUUCUUAAUAAUUACGACCAAAGGAAUGAGUAUGAAAAUCUCCUACUUGUUCUCUACGUAAAUUGAUGUCAAUUGCUUCUGAAGAAAAAAAAUAUUUCAUCUCUUUUUUUUAAUGUUCCAUGUUUUGUUACCUUGUUACCUUAUAUUAAAAUAUAUGUUGAAAAAGAAAUAUUAAAGAGACUAAGUUUUAUUGUUCUUUUUGUAUAAAUUGGCUAUUAGUCGCACUGAGGCAAAUGCUAGACUUACCGUCUCUAUUCAAUUUAAGUAAAUUACUUAGUUAAAAAUUGAUUUGAUUUGGGAUAACUCUGUUCUAUCCGUAUUUUUCCCAGGUUAUCAUGUUCACUUUUUAUACCAAUAACAUACUGAUAUUCUACUUUUCGGCUUUUCUUAUCUAAAAGAGCGCCCCAGACAAAUUAAGUAAUUGCAUAGAAAGAGCAUUUUCUUUCUCUUCCUUGUGUUAUUUCAGUGUUUUCGCCUUAUUGUCUGCGAAGUGCAGUUCUCUAAAUAAACUAAUUACUCACUUCCGUCGGCCGAUACAAUUAAGUGGUUUUUGAUGAGCCAAAUUGAUCAAAUUCUUUUAAUUGCAAAACCUCGUCCAUUUUAUCACAUAAUGCGCAGAUGCGGUCCAUCUUCAAAAGAAUGAAAAUUCAUAUCCCAAAAUCUCAUCAGAUACAAAAGCCAACUAGUUACGUUUAAAAGAGUAAAAAAGAAAGAGUAAAAAAGUAGUAAUCAGUAAAACAACGGCGAAUAGGACUAUAUACAUAUUUAGAAUAUUCAAAGGUAAGGUUGGUUUUAGCUCGUGGUUUUCGAGGAAUCGCUUAUUCAUCGCUCUUGUUGAGUGGGUGAGCGUAAAA